Molecule: messenger RNA, 627 nt
Organism: Aaosphaeria arxii CBS 175.79
Lineage: Eukaryota; Fungi; Ascomycota; Dothideomycetes; Pleosporales
Exons: 4
Coding region: 1-627 (208 amino acids)
Source: RefSeq, a predicted model, not a curated record
AUGUAUAUGCUGGGUCAGAGCGCCGCGCACGCGUCCUUGGAAUGUUUAUGGGGUCGAAUUCCCAAACUUAGCCUCUGCUGGACGUUGAUUGGCUUAACCGCAGUUGAGGUAAUGAGCAACGUGAGCAAAAGGGAUCGCAGCGAUGUCCUCAAUCGACACCAAAUUUCGCUGCUGACAACGGUAGAAUUAGGAGGAGCACGACCCUCGUUGCAGGAAGCAGGACGGGGGUAUGCUGCUACUUCUGUUGUUGUCCUGGAAGCUAAAGAUGCGUAUGGCAGUUUGUCAGAGGUAAAGAGGGACAAGGAAGGAAACGCUCCGCAUGCCAGAAGUAGAAGCAACAGCAAACAAAGGAGAUACACUGGGAUUGAGAGCCGUGGCGUGGGCGUAAUGUUGCAGGCCGUUGGCGGAGGUGCAGGACGGGAGAGGGCAAGCAAAGAAGGUAUAAGAGACAAUCUACUGGUGAUAUUGGAGGAACGACAUGCUUUGAGACUGAAGGAGAUCGUGGUGCGAGAUUUGCAGAGCACCGGCGAACGUAGGGACAGCAUCUGGUUCAAGACAUGGGGGAGCAGCGCGCACGGCGGUCUCGGUGGGGAGACGGAAUGGCGGCCAGGGGUAAAGGGACUCUGA